AUGGGUCGUUUCGUCACACCAUCCAAAGUCGUGAUCCUGAUCUUAGCACGGCUUUACUUGAAGAAUUCGGUACCGUUCUCAGGCACCACCAAAGUUCUCGAUGUAUUGAUGAGCAAAAUCUUGCCUGAUGCAAGCGACCGAGAUGACUCGGUGCAGCAGCAAGAUGGUGAGGAUAUACUUGACCUGGAGAAGGCUCUAGCGAGAGAACAAUCAGCCAUACCAGGCAGAAGCAUCUGGGAUUUGCUCUUGAAAGACAUGUGGACAAUUGAUUGUGUUGAUGCACUUGAUGACUUCAUCACCCAAACCCCUUUACUACUUGGUAAAACACGCGAGGACUUGCUCAGGGAGCGUGAUAAGGGAGUUGUCCCAGAACCUGCUGGCAAAGUCGUCAGAACUUCUCCGCUUGGCACUUUCAUUCGACGCUGCUCGCUCGAGUACGUGAGAUUGCAGUUCCAGGACAGCGUGGCAUUAUGGACCGACUUCGUCGCCUACCGUAUGCCUUCCAAAGCAGCAUUUACGAGGAGGAACCCACACGCUCUCCAUAACGCAUUUGACGUUAAUCUGGCUGAUCUGGACAUCGAUAUAUCACAUCCUCUCGCAUCUUUGAUGUAUAGAUCUUUGGUUGACGAUGGCGACACCACUCAGACAUCCGCCAGCACGUACGACGUGGAGAAGCUUAUGGAGUUUCAAGUCUCGGAAAUGCAGGGCUACGGUGGAAGAUUGCCAGAAAUGAUGAAGACGACAAUGAAGAGGAUGGCAGCAGCCGGUACUUCUGCGCCAAAGCUUGCUCAUUAUCUCGCUUUUCUGGAUUCAUGGCGAGCAGGUGAUUUCACUUCUGCCUUCGACAAUUUACAUCGUUAUUUUGAUUACACGAUACAAGCCCGCGAUCGAACCUUCUACCAGUACGCCCUCCUAAACCUUGCAAUACUGCAAGCCGACUUCGGCUGCUAUGACGAAGCUAUACCAGCCAUGCAAGAAGCUAUCUCUACCGCUCGUGAGAACAGGGACACAGUCUGCCUCAAUUACUGUAUGUCAUGGCUCUACCACUUUGGUCGCGCAUUUCCCUCUCAGAUGCAAGCAAUCCGUGACACUGGCAUAUUAGCGAACGAAAGCGAGGGUCUGAACUUCUUGAAGAGUAGAGCCAAGGAGGCCGAGAUGUGGACACUUCUCAGUACAUCACACCUUUCUGAGGCAAAGCUCUCACUGCAGCACGGUGAAAGUAUUGCGGUGUGCUUCGAGAACAUUGUGAAAGCUGCACAUAUCAACAUCAUCAAAGCGGUGCCCAACAGUACCGGUCUAGCACUGCUCAUGAAGACCGCUCUUUUUUCUCGCAUAGGCCAGACUCGUCUUGCUCAAUCUAGUGGAGAACGAUUUCUGUUGUGUCAUUCUCACGAAGCACCUUUAGAAGAUACAUUGAAAUGUACUACCCGACAAGCUGGUUUUCUUGCACAAAUGGGUCGCUUAUACGAAUCCGAACGCGUGCUUGCAAGCAUACCAAGCAAGGUUACCAAUGUUCUCAAAUACAGGACAUACCACACAGUAUCGACACUCAUUCUGCGGGCGCGUCGACUGCUGCAUAGGGACAACCUGACUGCUGCAAGUCACAUCGUUGGACAACUCGUAUCACAGCAGCCACAUUCUGAGGUUGAUACUUCAACGCAAGUCAGCCUUCUCGAGAUCGAUCUGCUCAUACGUCAACGCGAGUUUCUGCGGGCACUCGAGAAGAUAGAGAUUCUGGCUGAUAAAGUCUUGGUGGAAAACAAUGACGUGCUACUCAUGGCCAAACUUCUGACGAUGAAAGCACAGCUGUAUGCCAAAAGCGACAAAGCGCACCAAGGAUUUAGCCUUGCCAUGCGAGCGGUCCACAUGUCAUAUCGGUCAAGAGUGCUUCCUGCCAUGUGGGAUGCCGUACUCGCGCUCUCGCACAUUCUGAACGCAAGCUAUGAAUUCGCUGCUGCAAGAGAUUUGUUGACAGCAGCCUUGCCGCACGUAUUAGAAUGCUUGGAUUGCGAUAUUGCAGGACGAUGCUACAUGCUUCUAGCAGACGCGUACAUGGGCUUGGCAGGUUUGCAGAAUGCUACGAGCAAUGGAAAGCAAAACACAGAGGUCAAACUGUUGAUGAGUAACGCGACUGAUAUGCUUGAAAAGGCCGCAGAGCAACUCCGCUGGAUCGAAGAGCUUGAGGGUCAGCUAGAGAUACUCGCCAAAUUAAGUGCAAUAUCUUCCUGGCGUGGAGAUACCGGGUUGGCAGCUGAGAUCGGGGACAAGUAUAUGAGUUUGAAGAACAGUUACGCAAGCGAACAGAUUUGA
Lithohypha guttulata is the source of this 2310-nucleotide messenger RNA. RefSeq names its product APC5 protein (gene apc5). Gene Ontology annotation, biological process: anaphase-promoting complex-dependent catabolic process; positive regulation of mitotic metaphase/anaphase transition; protein K11-linked ubiquitination. Bases 1 to 2310 code for a protein of 769 amino acids. The record is from RefSeq and is a predicted model, not a curated record. The transcript is spliced from 2 exons. Gene Ontology annotation, molecular function: protein binding. Gene Ontology annotation, cellular component: anaphase-promoting complex. Lineage: Eukaryota; Fungi; Ascomycota; Eurotiomycetes; Chaetothyriales; Trichomeriaceae.